AGAGCCCGGCCCCGCCGCGCCCCCCCCCCCGCCCAGAGACACCUCCCAGCGCUCACCCCUCGUCCCGUCCAUCCAUCCAUCCAUCCACACGUAGCCGGAGCCCGGGACCGACAACUUCGCGGCGCCGGGGCGAGUGCCGGCCCGACCCGGGCAGCAGCAGCAACAGCAACGGCAACGGCAACGGCGAUGCCGACCAUGAUGGAGAAGGGGCCCGAGGCGGCGGGCAAGCGGCGCGCCAGGAGCGGACACAAAAGUUUCCCCGCGGCCGCGACGGCAACGACGGCAGCAGCUGCAGCAACAACGGCCAACGGCAGCAACUCGAACUCGUGGGAGGAGGCGAGCAGCGGCUCGGAGGACGAGCCGGGUGGGGGAAUGCGAGUGGGCUCCCAGUACCAGGCGGUGGCCCCUGACUACGACCCCGAUGUUGCAAAGCAAUGUCAGGAAAGGGACAACCUUGGAAUGCUGGUCUGGUCACCUAAUCAGAAUGUCUCUGAGUCCAAAUUGGAUGAGUACAUUGCAAUAGCUAAAGAGAAGCAUGGCUACAACAUGGAGCAGGCCUUGGGUAUGCUCUUUUGGCACAAGCAUAACAUCGAGAAGUCCUUGGCUGACCUUCCAAAUUUUACGCCAUUCCCAGACGAGUGGACAGUGGAAGACCGAGUGCUCUUCGAGCAAGCAUUCAGUUUCCAUGGCAAGACUUUCCACAGAAUUCAGCAAAUGCUGCCUGACAAAUCCAUCGCUAGCCUGGUAAAGUUUUAUUACUUGUGGAAGAAAACGCGGACCAAGAGCAGUGUAAUGGAUCGUCAUGCCCGCAAGCAGAUGAAAAGGGAUAAGGAAGGAAGUGGUGAUGAGAUUGAAGAGCCGAGUGUAACUACAACCAGUAUAGUUGACAGCGAAACAGAUCCGAACAAAGAAGCAAAGAAAGAGGGUUGUCAAACUGUAAAAAGUGUCCCACCAAAGAAAGAGACACGAACAGUCCAAGGAAAGCAAAGAAUAAGUCAGAAGCCUCCAAACGGGAUGUUUCUUCUUCAAGAGGAUCUUGAUGCUUUGUGUACAGGUUCUGGCGCUGCUAACUCUGUCCUCAGGCAGCUUGACAUGGAGCUGGUCUCACUUAAACGUCAAAUCCAAAACGUGAAACAGAUAAAUGGUGCUCUGAAACAAAAAUUACAUGGUGGGAUAGAGGAAUUCAGGCCUCUGGAGACAAAUCUGAAAAUUAAUGCUCGUUGGACAACUGAAGAGCAACUGCUAGCUGUUCAGGCAAUCAGAAAAUAUGGCCGAGAUUUUCAAGCCAUUUCGGAUGUAAUUGGCAAUAAGACAGUUGUACAAGUGAAAAACUUCUUUGUGAAUUAUCGCCGUCGUUUCAACCUUGAAGAGGUUCUCCAGGAAUGGGAAGCAGAACAUGGUAGUGGAGAAGCAAACGGAAACAUAGGGGACAAAUCCCACAGCUCUCCUGACGUGGCUACUAAACUUUCUGAGGAGGAUGAGGAGGUUCCUUCUGAGCUUGACGUAAGAUAUCGAACUGCAUCAUGAGAGUGGCCAACAGCUGAUGAUCUGAACAUGCUAUCUUGCCGGCUGUUUGGUCCAGGUCAUCCAAAGAUGCCAAACCUCAACCAACCACCUCCACCAACUCCCCAGGACCAGCUUCCAGCUUCACACCAAAAAAGCUGCAAUAUUCACAGACGGACACUUACUUCUGCCUUACCCUGCCUCUGCCAUCAGGACAACCUACUUUUCAUCAGAGUCACGGAAAAAAAAAAACCUUUGAUGCAACAACAUGCUUCUAAACAAAACAGGGAAUUCACAAUAAUGUUCGUGGAUAACUAUUGUUUUUUCACCUAACCAGUUCAUGAUUUAAUGUUCCCGAGGCAUUAAUAAUUUGUAUAUUUUUGGAAUGGUGACUGCCAUCAAAUACAUCUUUGAUACUUCCCUCGCAAAUAUUUUAUGAUUUAAUGUGAAUGCCAUGAUUGUAUAUUGUAUUAACUGGCGUACAGGAAAUGGAUGUCUGAACUGUCUCUAAAUUAUUGGGUACUUUAACUGUAGUUUGGACUGUCUCAUAGACUUUAAACAUACCUCCCAGUCUGAGGAAACUUGAAAGGCCUUUUACUAGCAUUUUCAUGCAGAGAUUUAAAAAUGAUCGGUUUUUAUUUAAGUUUCAUCUUAUAUGCUGUACAGUAUUUUGGUAGUUCUUCCACAUCACGAAUGGAGAGAAUUUUUACUUGAAUAUUGCAGUUACUGGACUGAAACUGGUCAUAUUCAGGUAUAGAAGAUUAGCACAGCUAAGCUGUACAGUGUUCACUGCAGAAUGAGAUGUUCUAACCAUACCGAGUUCCUUCUUAUUCAACAUGGUGACGGGUGAAGCACAAUGCGCUGCGGAUUCAUUGGGAUCAUUACAGUCAUUUGAGUCUAUGCAUGUUUCUGUGUAAGAAUGGGUGUUUACAAUUUCUACAUUAAUAUUUGCCUGAAAUGCAAACCAUUAUUAGUCCUUUCUGGGAAUAAUGUCCCGACAUUUAGAAUUUUCUAAAUUAAGUUUGUUAAAAUUGCUUAUGGGUUGCUGCUGAUAUGUAGUGAUGUUUGCCAGAAUUUCAAAAAUAUAUAUAAGGAUUUAGUUUGCAAUAAAUUGAGCAUGUUUUUAUAUAGCCUCUUGAUGUGCUCAAUAGGAAGUUCUUUUUUAAGAGAAAAGUCAUUGUGUUUAUAUUGCAGAUUUAUAUUUUAUUGCCUGUUACUGCUAAUUUUAACAGAAAUAAUUGUUAGUGAGAAAUUAUUAUUUGCGAGGUUUUAAGCAUUAUGUAUCAUGGUUCGACAUUCAUUGAGAAAUGGUGAUAUUACAGUACUGCUUUGAAUAUUGUGCAAGGUUCCUGCCAACCUUGCAUUUUUAACAAACUAUUAUGAUAUUGCGUCCAGGAUAGAGUGGGAGGGAUGAAAACCAUCAUCGAUCAAAGAAGGAACAAACUGAAAAAUGGGAAAAUUGUAAAUGCCACUUGUAUAAAAUUGUACUUCUAACUUCUCAAUAUGCACACAAGAGUUUUGGUAACGCAAAAUAACUUUUGAAGGUAACUUUCAGAAAGGAAAAGAAACUUCUUAAAUCCCUUUUAUUUUUCUACGGUUUAACCUGCCAGAAUCCUGUAUUUGUAAUGUUUUUUCUGCUUCUGAAGGCUGGAACAGUAAUGGGACUGUCAUGCAAAUAUUCAAUAUCUCGUAUUAAACAUUUAUAGCUUGGAAGAGAACUGAAGUAUUUGGUCUCAAAUAAAAUCUAUUAGAAUUAUUGCAUUGUAUUAUGUUUGAAAUGCCACCUUGAAAUAAACAAAAUAAUUGUAUAAAA
Messenger RNA from Leucoraja erinaceus (little skate), 3316 nucleotides. RefSeq names its product REST corepressor 1 (gene rcor1). The record is from RefSeq and is a predicted model, not a curated record. Gene Ontology annotation, molecular function: transcription corepressor activity. The transcript is spliced from 12 exons. Gene Ontology annotation, biological process: negative regulation of DNA-templated transcription; regulation of transcription by RNA polymerase II. Bases 187 to 1527 code for a protein of 446 amino acids. NCBI's taxonomy places the organism in Eukaryota, Metazoa, Chordata, Chondrichthyes, Rajiformes, Rajidae. Gene Ontology annotation, cellular component: transcription regulator complex; histone deacetylase complex.